UCAUCAUUUAGAAUUGCAGAUGCACAUCAAUCUUUACCCUUCCAACUUUUUUUGAAUUACUUAAAAAAAAAAAUUUCGCACCAAGCCUUUUUCUUCAUACAAUUUUCUUAGUAGAAAAAUUUAAUUUGUACCUUUAGACAAGCUCAGAAGAAGAACAAAGAUCAAACUUAGUUGAAUAAGGGAUGGCAACUUGAAAAAAUGCAGUUUCCUAAGAAACGACGUGCCGUUUCUUUAAGAAAUGCUCAAUGCUUAAAGAGUGAACGACGAGCCGUUAUCGCUCCUUUGUGUUUGGGGUCAUCGUAGCGCGGUUUGAUCAACGUCUCUUUUCAUUCCCUAACUUUCCCUCGCCCCAAACGCUUUCAAAAUUGUCCAACCAAAGCCACUACAUCUUUUUCUUUUUUCCGGUGAACCCAAAAUGCCCCGAAGGCGUCUCAGGCUGAGUACUUCUUCCGACGAUGAAGAAAACGACGACGUAGAGCCGCAGAAUCAUCAUCAACCCCAACAAGAAGAUGAACAACCACCUACAAUCACUCAACAUCACCCUCUAAACCCUAACCCUAAUAAUCGCUCUGAGCCGCUUGAAAUAUCCGACGAUGAAGAAUUCAUUGACGUCUCCGACAACCUCUCAGAACCCUCACCUCCGGAACGGAUUUCAAACCAACAGCCGCAGCCUCAGGUUGCUCCGCCGAGCUCCGGUGGUGGCUGUCCGAUAACUGGGUUUCUUCAGGGGCUUGGAUUGACACUGAAGAGAGAGUGGUUCGAUGCUUGUGUUCUUGAACUUGAGCGGUCAAUGCCGGGCUUCGCUAACCUCGAUGUUGGGGCUAAGGCAAAGCUCGUUUUCGAGCGGUUCUUGGUUUCGGAUAUGAAUUACUCUGGGGGUGGUGGGCUUCCUGAAAAUGUUCAUUCCCUUCACUUGGUUGAUCUUUCAGGACCGUAUGUUUUGCAGGUUGAUGAGAUUGUUAACAUCAGUAGUGCUCUCAAAAGCAGGUAUCAGAAAGCACCUCCUGGGAUCAAGAGAUGCCUCAAGCUGUCCAUGACGGAUGGUGUUCAACGUGUGUUUGCAAUGGAAUACAGACCGAUCAAGGAUCUUGAUGUUUUGGCUCCUGCUGGAUUGAAGGUUGCUAUCUGUAAUGUGCAUGUACGACGUGGACUUCUUAUGCUUGUCCCUGAAAGUUUUGAAGUUCUAGGAGGAUUAGUUGAGGAAUUAGAUGCGGCACGACAAAGGCUUGUCGAUGAAGUAAAUAAGCCACCAAGGGGAAAAAGAACCAGGACAGGAGUGGUUCCUCCUUUAAUUACUAGAGCAACACUUGCUGCAUGGCCAUCUACCGAUGCUCAUAAUGCACAUACCAAUAAUUCCACAUCUCAAGACACAACACUUUAUCAAGUGCAUGACCAAGGUGCUACUUUUGUUGCAUCUGGUGGUAAUACUGAGCGCCAAAGGACUCUGGAAGAGUUUUCUGUACCUGUUAGUGAGCACUAUGCCAUUCCUAACCCAUCAAGGAGCACUGUUUGGGAUGAUGAGGAGACUCAUAUUGAUACUGUUCCUAGUCACAGAUCAAAUGGUAUGCCUAACCCAUUGCGGAACAUCGUUGCGGAUGCUGAGGAGGUUCAUAUGGAUACUGUUCCAAGUCACAGAUCAAAUGAUAUGUCUAACUCAUCACUGAACAUUGUGUCGGAUGCCAACGAGAUUCAUAUGGAUACUGUUUCGAGUCACAGAUCAAAUGAUAUCCCUAACCCAUUGCGGAAUAUCAUUUCAGAUGCUGAGGAAAUCGAUAUGGAUACUGUUCCUAGUCACAGAUCAAAUGGUAUGCCUUACCCAUCUCGGAACAUCAUUUCAGGUCCUGAGGACAUCCAUAUGGACACUGUUCCCACUAGCAGCAGAUCCAGUGGUAUGCCUAACCCGUCCACUGAUGUUGCUUCAGUUGGGGAGGAAGUUGAGAUGGAUGCAGUUCCUUAUAGCAGGCCAAGCGAUGUGUCUGAACCAUGUUUAAAUGAUUUUCCAAAUGAUGAGGAUGUCAGUACGAUUGAACAUCCACUCAUACUAUCUGGAGACCAAGAAAUGCCUUUCACUUACUUAGCUAGUUUGUCAGCCAAGUGGGCUGCAAUGAGAGAGAGUGCUCAUUUUGUUCGGGGGAAAAUUAAGUGUUUUUUGACUGGCGUGAAGGGAUUUCAAUAUAAGAGAAGGAAAACAUAUGAGCUUCGGGUGUAUGUUGAUGAUGGUAGUCUCAUUUCUGAGAUCAUCGUCGAUCAUAAGGUUGUACAAAAAGGGAUAGGUCAUUCUCCAGAGGAUGUCACUGCUGCUCUUUCUUCUUCAGACACAUCAGUGGUUCGUGCUAUGAAGGAGACCCUAAAGCAGUUCCAAUUUUUCUUAGUGAAUUUUGAGGGCAUCAUACUUAUAGAGAUAAAUGAAACCUCUCCUGUUCCAGUUGCCCUUGAGAUGAAUCAAGGUUGUCCCGAAUCAGAUGCGUGGCUGCUUUUGAGAAGACUGAAGGCCUCUGCUCCAGCUCAAACACUACGUUCUACACCUCUGAACCCCCUUGAUAUAUCCCCUUGAAUGGCUAAACUUGUGUCUUUGUAUCUUGGACAAUAUUGGAAGGGCCAUUAAGUAUGCAAACGCUGGGUAUUAAUCUGCUGGCAUCUUGCACGCAAAGGACUAUUUUAAUUCAUGGAUCAAAACCUAUGAGUCGGCAGACAAAGUGGAACCAGAUGAAAAUUGUAUACGAGGGCCGAGGCACAUUUCAUGGCAAUACCCACUUGCCUGAGCUCAGAUUUGGAGGAAAUCUACAGCUGUAUAAGCUCUGGUAGGAGAAAGUGAUGGUUGAUGGUGCACUAUCCUGUAAAUCCUUCUAGGGCUCCACUUCCUGAAUUUGUCUUGUCACUGGGGAAGGUCAUGCUUCAACAAACGACCUCCAAUUCAGUAAUAUUAUAUGAUUUGAGGUGAAUAGUCCAAAGCAGACAGUUUGAGAAGUAGCUCCAGGACAAUAAACGGGAAUAGUUAGCCAAGAGUAUCUCUCUCUCAUCUUCUGAACUGAGGGGCACUCUAAAAUGGUAUUUAUUUUUCAUUCAAACUUAUUGAUAAAUUCGGAGUAAAUUAAGCCUUUAGAAUUUAUGCAUCUAUAUAUUUUUCUAAGUUCCUUGUAAUAUCAUCGUACACAAAAAUGACUGAAGAUUCAGCAAACUACUGUAUAGUUGCAUUAAAUAAGAUCUCAGAGCAUACAAGAGUUGCAGGUUCAUCUGCAACAGAGAACCAUA
Ziziphus jujuba (common jujube) is the source of this 3252-nucleotide messenger RNA. Its product is annotated as recQ-mediated genome instability protein 1. The transcript has 8 exons. Gene Ontology annotation, cellular component: RecQ family helicase-topoisomerase III complex; nuclear body. Gene Ontology annotation, biological process: resolution of meiotic recombination intermediates; double-strand break repair via homologous recombination. NCBI's taxonomy places the organism in Eukaryota, Viridiplantae, Streptophyta, Magnoliopsida, Rosales, Rhamnaceae. Bases 416 to 2554 code for a protein of 712 amino acids. The record is from RefSeq and is a predicted model, not a curated record. Gene Ontology annotation, molecular function: nucleotide binding.